Molecule: messenger RNA, 1494 nt
Organism: Rosa chinensis
Lineage: Eukaryota; Viridiplantae; Streptophyta; Magnoliopsida; Rosales; Rosaceae
Product: probable calcium-binding protein CML23
Exons: 1
Coding region: 376-954 (192 amino acids)
Molecular function (GO): calcium ion binding
Source: RefSeq, a predicted model, not a curated record
UCGGCAUAAAAGAAAAACAACACCAGAAGUCAAAAAAUCCUCAAAUUACGGAGACAACAAGAGCUUAGCUAGUAGCAACUAGCUCAAAGCUAAAAACAGAAAGCUUUGAGAGUGAUGUAUAUAUAAUGAUAUACUUCUCGAAUCAUUAACUCAGCUGGCAUCCACCAAACAUGACCCGAUCAACCACACCCUCUAGAAAGGACUUCGUCCCAACUCCCUAGAGAUAGAUAUAUAGAUAUAUCCCUCUCCUAUAUUUCAAUCAUUUAUACACACUAUUCGAACCCAUGCACAUCGACCACUCUGCUCGAGUUGGAGUUUCAUAACUGUAGUGGUUAAAAAAUUUGUCUUUGAUCUCGUUACUUGGAAGUUUUUAGGAUGAGUUAUUUUAGAAGUUGCUUGACCGCUCUCCGGCGGAGCACGUCUAGUGGAUGCAAGAGCUUCCGAAAGAAGAGAAAAAUGUCUUCCAACUCUGAUGCACCGUCGACUACUGCAUCGUCGUUUGCGGCCAUGGAAGUGUCAAAUCAGUUCAAGCUAGUGUUUGAGGUGAUAGACGCAAACGGGGACGGGAAGAUAUCUCCGGUGGAGCUCAGUGAAGUUCUCUGCUGCCUCGGGUACAAGAACAAGUCCGCGGCGGUGAAAGAAGCCGAAGGAAUGGUGAGAGAGAUGGACUGCAAUGGAGACGGGUUCAUUGACUUGGAUGAGUUCAUGAAUGCUGUGAAUGUUAAUGAUACGAAGAGUAAUGGCUGUGAUGAUCUCAUGGAUGCUUUUCUCAUAUUUGAUACUGAUAAGAACGGAAAGAUUUCAGCCAAGGAGUUGAGGAGGGUGCUAGUUAGCCUUGGAUGUGAAAAAAGCAGUCUCAAAGAGUGUAAGCAAAUGAUCAAAGGGGUUGAUAAGAAUGGAGAUGGGGUGGUGGAUUUUGAAGAAUUUAGGUUGAUGAUGACAAAAAAUGUUUAAGUCGAUCAAAGAUCAUGUUGAACUUUUAGGUUUUUCUUCAUCAGUUCUACUUUGCAAUCAUGUAUUUGCAAUAGUUUGUAUGAAGAAAAAAGGGUUGAUUGAUUGUGUUAGAGAUGUCUUAAAGUUUAGAAGAAACUUUGGAAUAUACCGCCACUAACAAUGUAGUCUCGCUUUCUCCCUUUUUCACUCAUUGAUUUCUUGGAUUCGUCUCUUUCUUGUUUGACAGAAUUGUCCAAAUGGGUCCUCAAUGUUUUGUCCAAACACCAGGGAUUAGUUCUGAUCGGAUAGGUUUCUUCUUAUCUUGUGUGAUGUUUGCAAGAAAAGAAACAAAAAUGCGAUAUAUGUGGCAGUCUUAUUCUCAUGAUAAGGAACACAUGGAAGGCUGUGGGAGUCCAUUCGCAUGGCACUUCAAACUAUAAGCAUACAUGGCUUCAAUUAAUUACCAUGUCAUCCACAGUUUGUUUGGAUCUGUUCGAGGGGGUGGACUCGGUGUGAUCGGUUUGAGGGGUGAGUUUUAGACUGAAUGAAAAAAUUGCUCCA